AUGGAUGAAUAUCUUCAUAUGGAUUCUCAAGUUGGUUCUAGUUUGAUAUCCGAUUUCUCUUCAUUCAUUAGCAAAGUUGGAGAGGGAGAUUUGACAAAUAAAUUUACCACAAAUGAAAUAUUUCGUUCACGAGAGCACUUAAGUGAUUGGGUAAGAGGGAUGGCUUAUGAUUUAGGAUUUGUUGUGGUAAUAGUAAGAUCUGAUAUAGCUACUAGUAUACGGGGAAGAAAAACGUUCGUCAUACUUGGAUGUGAAAGAGGAGGGAAAUAUCGAAAAUACAAAGCUGAUGCAGUGCCUAGUGUAUACGACACUCGUAAAUGUGAGUGUCCGUUUAGAUUAAAGGGUAAACCAUGUUCAGACGGUGAUGGAUGGGUGUUGAAGGUGAUGCGUGGACAUCACAACCAUGAGUUGGCUGAAACUUUAGUUGGACAUCCUUAUGCUGGCAGGUGUGCCGACGAUUCAGAAGUUGUUACUGACCUGUUUUGGACACAUCCUGAAGCGAGUAAUUUCACAUGGGCUUUGGAAAAGCUGAAAGGUUUAUUUUUAACAUCUGAGGGUGCUCCUAAAGUCAUUGUGUCUAACCGAGACUUGGCUUUGAUGAAUGUCAUUGCAAAUACUUGGAUUAUUCCGUACAGUACAUACUUUGUACAGUUUUGGACAAACAAAGUAAUGCAUUUAGGGAACACAACCACAAAUAGGGUUGAGUCUGCUCAUUGGAGUCUGAAGAAAGUUCUGGGCAAUAGUAUGGGUGAUUUGUGUUCUUGUUGGGAUAGUAUUCAUAAUGUCGUUAUCCUACAACACAACAAGAUUAAGGAAUCAUUUCAAAGAAGUUUGUUGCUCACGAGUAACCCUUUUAAAGGAUACAUAUAUAAAAAACUUAUUAGGCGUGUCUCUCAAUAUGCAUUGGAUCUCAUUGCUAAGGAAUUGGAAACAGUGCAACAGAUAGGAUUGAACUCAUCAAAGUGUGGAUGCGUAUUGAGACGGACAUUUGGUGUCUCCUAUGCAUGUGAAUUAGCACGGUAUGAUGUUGGAUUGAUCCCUUUGGGUGAAUUUCAUAUCAUGUGGCGAAGAUUGCAUUUCUCAAAUGUUGAAUUAAAUGAAACCGAGCCCGAGUUAUCCAUUAAAGAUAAGUUGAAACAAGUAGAAGAACGAUUCAAUGAGGUUGACAUUGAAGGUAAAGUCACCAUCAAGCAGAAGUUACUUGACAUUAUUUGUCCUACAUUGACAUCAAUGGUCCCUCCAUUACAUAAAGUCAAGACAAAGGGUGCUCAAAAAAGUAAAGUUCAACGAAGAGAAAGGUCUACUACGCGAGAUCCAUCAUAUUUUGAGUAUGUCGAUGUCUUUCAUUCAACCAUAGAAUCUUCAACCGUGAAAAGUAAAUUACAAUCAAAGCCAAAUGUAGUGAAGAAAAAGAGAGUUCCAAUGAUAGACCAGUUUCAUUCUAUUACUCACCCCUUCAUUAUGGACGUUGUUGAUGUUGUGGCUGAUUGUCAUUGUGGAUAUAGAUGCAUUGCUGCGUCGUUGGGACUCGGAGAAGAUUCAUGGUCCGUUAUCAGAAAUGAUUUGUACAAAGAACUCAGUCAAUGGCGUAAUGAAUACGCAAGCCUAGUAGGAGGGUAUGAUAGACUAGAAGAAUGGAGGAACUCUUUGUUGGUGCAGUCACAGUCAAGGGUUAAGUUACAAGAAGGUUGUCAUUUGCCCAUGGUGAAUAUCAUCUCCUCAACCUACUAUUAUCCUGAGGCACGAGCGUGGUCAUCUAUUUAUACUAGUAGGAUGCAAGCAUUUGCAAAGUUGAUGGGCGUAACGACAUCUUAUGUUGACUUGGGUGAUUCGUGA
Molecule: messenger RNA, 1836 nt
Organism: Vigna angularis (adzuki bean)
Lineage: Eukaryota; Viridiplantae; Streptophyta; Magnoliopsida; Fabales; Fabaceae
Exons: 6
Coding region: 1-1836 (611 amino acids)
Molecular function (GO): DNA-binding transcription factor activity, RNA polymerase II-specific
Source: RefSeq, a predicted model, not a curated record